Molecule: messenger RNA, 237 nt
Organism: Parastagonospora nodorum SN15
Lineage: Eukaryota; Fungi; Ascomycota; Dothideomycetes; Pleosporales; Phaeosphaeriaceae
Exons: 1
Coding region: 1-237 (78 amino acids)
Source: RefSeq, a predicted model, not a curated record
AUGCCCACCUUCACAAACAUCUAUACACUGCUCACAUCAUGUCGUUUGGCCCAACCUGUCAUCACCUUUGCCGAGCCGCUCACCGUCACGCCACGUGCGCCCGCUCUUCUCCCAAGCACAGUUCCGGUCAACACGAUAGAAUUGUGUACCGAUGAUAGCCUCGCUGAUUGGAACUUCUCCAGCCGGGUAGAUCAUGUCCGUCAUUUGCCUCCUAGAGCAAGACUGACUCGACUAUAA